This is a messenger RNA of Ananas comosus (pineapple), 1350 nucleotides long. Its product is annotated as aspartic proteinase nepenthesin-2-like. Lineage: Eukaryota; Viridiplantae; Streptophyta; Magnoliopsida; Poales; Bromeliaceae. The coding region runs from base 1 to 1350 and encodes 449 amino acids. Gene Ontology annotation, molecular function: aspartic-type endopeptidase activity. The record is from RefSeq and is a predicted model, not a curated record. The transcript is spliced from 2 exons. Gene Ontology annotation, biological process: proteolysis. Gene Ontology annotation, cellular component: extracellular region.
AUGGCUCCUUUCAUUUUAGCUAUCAUAGCUAUCCUGCAUAGAACUGCCGCGCUUGCAAACCCUUCUACAGCAAAGGGCUUCACCUUAGAACUCAUCCACAGAGACUCCAUCCACUCUCCGCUCUACCCCGGAAACCUCACCGCCGUCGAGAGAGUCCGGCGGUUUGUGGAUCUUUCCGAGUCCCGCCUCCGCCGACUCAAACUAUCGGUCUCUGCCGGCAAAUACAACGGCACCGCCUUACGACCGGAGCUUGAUCACGUCAACAGCAUGUACCUCGUCAAGGUCGGCAUCGGCACCCCCCCGACGACGCAGCAUCUGGUAGUCGACACCGCGACAGAUCUCACGUGGGUGCAAUGCCAUCCGUGCCGUUCUUGCUUCGAGCAAAACCCGCCCUUCUACAAGCCGGCCGCAUCGACUUCGCAUCGGACUACGCCCUGCAGCCACCCGCUUUGCAAGCCGUUCAAAUGCACCAGAGGCAAAUGCCGUUACGAAGACAGGUACAUUGAUAAAACCUUUACGAAAGGAACCUUAUCAAUGGAGGUAUUCACCUUCGCCUCAUCGAACGGCGGCAGUGCAACCGAGUCGAUCCCGGGAUUAGUUUUCGGGUGCUCGACGGCGUCGAGCAAGCGUAUGUUCAAAGGCAGAAGCAAAGUGCCCGCCGGUCUGCUAGGCAUGAACAUGGAGAGCACAUCCUUCGCCACACAAAUCGCCGGCCAAACCGGGGACGGCCGCUUCUCGUACUGCCUCCCCCAGAUCGAUCCCCGCGAGCACCAGACCAGCUUCCUGCAGUUCGGGGGCGACAUCCCGGAGGGCCCGCAUUUCGCCGCAACACCGAUCGUAAGAAACGCGGAGGGAGCAAAAGACUACUACUUGAAGCUGCACGACAUAAGCGUCGACGGCAAAAGGCUGAAACUCCCGCGGAACACCUUCAAGCAGAAACCCGACGGGAGUGGCGGCUGCAUCAUCGACUCCGGCUCGGGGCUAACUUAUCUAGAAGAGAGGGCGUUCAACAGGGUGGAGGCGGCAAUGAUAGCAUAUUUUAAGAGAUUUGAGAACGUAAAGCGUGUUUUUGCGAAGAAGUAUAAGCUGAAGCUGUGCUACCGCGUGCCGGAGAGCUUCAGAGAAUGGCCUUCAAUGGCUCUUCAUUUCGAAGGCGCCGAUCUUCUUCUGCAACCGGUGAAUAUAUUCAUGACAGUAAAAGAUUGGAAGCGCGUAUUUUGCUUUACUAUGAUGCCGGAGAUCAGUGGCAUGACGAUCCUUGGAUCCUCACUGCAGCAGAAAUUUAGAUUCGUGUUCGAUGUUGCGAAGCAACAACUAAGAUUUGCACCGGAGAAUUGUGGUAGAACUUAG